Messenger RNA from Malaclemys terrapin pileata, 6701 nucleotides. It is a transcript of the gene ATOSA, whose product is annotated as atos homolog A. The record is from RefSeq and is a predicted model, not a curated record. Lineage: Eukaryota; Metazoa; Chordata; Testudines; Emydidae. The transcript is spliced from 12 exons. Bases 1089 to 4352 code for a protein of 1087 amino acids.
CUGCCAGGGCAGGUAUCCGCUCCCCUCAGCGGCCGCCCCAUUCCCCGGCCUCGCCCAGGGAGAUGAGCCUGUGACAUCGCGCUCGGACCCGGGAGGGCGAGGGGGACGGGGCACGGCAGGCGAGCAGCGGCUGUGGCCGGGCGCGGAGGGGGAGAUGAGUGUGGCAUGCGGCCGCCCCCGGCGCUAGCCAGGGGCCGGUGCAGGGCUAGCCCGCCCCGCAGGGGGCGUUGAUUGGAGGGGGUGUCUGUGUGACAGGCGGAGCGGGCUGCGCAAGCCCUGUCAGACGCGGGCAGGUGGGGGGCACUGACAGGGAGCUGGUAGGGCGGGACGCGGCUGUGCCGGCUGGUACAAUUCCCGUCCUCCCCCAUCGCAGUAUGCCAGGAGAGGGGCUAGGCGGGCAGGCAGAGCGGGGUCGCUCGUGAGCGGAGGGUGUGAGAGACGAGUCCGAAAUCCAGGUCAGCCCUGGCUGGGUGAGGAGGCAGCGAGAUCAGCCGGGGCACUGACCGCGCAAGGGGCGCGGGGAUGGGGCUGACCUCUCUUCCAGCCCCUUUUGCGAUCGAUGGUGUGAGGGGCUGCUGCUAGUCAGGAGCAUUGGUGUAGAGGAGGGGGGCAGUUGGAGGGGUCUGGCGUCUUCCCCCUCCUGGAGCAGGUAAAAAGGAGUGGACGCCAGGCAGCUUGGGCCGACAUUGCCUGUGGCGGCUGUGACUCAGAGGCUCUUUCUGCUGGGGGGUGAGUUUAGGUGGCAGUGGUAUGGGAUUUUACCCCGGCAGGUUAUAAAUAGACCUGCUCAGACGCUGUGUCAAGGAAGGACACAUUGGCAAGUUCCAGAGAGAGACUAGCUGUGUUUAGCUUUUCUCCGCAGACAGCUGCUGCCACCACAAUGAAUGCAAGGAGGAGGCCUAGCUGUUAGCAGCAGGAUCUUGUAAGCCCUAAGGAGUGGAGUACUGGGUUUUAUCUUAUUUUAUUGUUUUACACACAAAUAAAUAAAACUAGCCAGAGAGAGCAUCAGAGAGUCUUCCGAAGAAGAAGGACGAAAACCCUUAUAAGCUCAUUUCAGAGAUCUGGGAAGAAACGGACUGGGAGUGAAAAUGAAGCCAGAACGAGAUACUUUAGAUGAAUACUUUGAAUAUGAAGCUGAGGAAUUCCUGGUCUCCUUGGCUUUAUUGAUUACUGAAGGUCGAACACCAGAAUUUUCUGUAAAGGGUAGAACAGAGGGUUUCCAUUGCCCUCCAGCACAGUCAAGUCAGCCACUAACAUCUAAGCAUGAGUGCACCGACAAAUUGGCCCAGUGUCGUCAAGCCAGACGAACCAGGUCUGAGGUUAUGCUACUGUGGAAAAACAAUAUUCCUAUCAUGAUAGAAGUGAUGCUACUUCCAGACUGUUGCUAUAGUGAUGAAGGGCCCACCACAGAAGGGAGUGAUUUAAAUGAUCCUGCAAUCAAACAAGAUGCAUUGCUGUUAGAAAGGUGGAUUUUGGAGCCAGUUCCCCGACAAAGUGGAGAUCGCUUUAUUGAAGAGAAGACCCUCUUAUUGGCUGUCCGCUCUUUUGUUUUCUUUUCUCAAUUGAGCGCUUGGCUGAGUGUUUCACAUGGUGCUGUUCCUCGUAAUAUUCUGUACAGAGUAAGUGCUGCAGAUGUGGACCUGCAAUGGACUUUUUCCCAGACACCAACUGAACAUGUGUUUCCUGUUCCUAAUGUUUCUCACAAUGUGGCCUUGAAAGUCAGUGUCCAGUCCUUGCCUAGACAAUCUAACUAUCCGGUUUUGACCUGUAGUAUUCACACCAGCCUGGGCUUUUAUGAAAAGGGAAUACAAGAACAUAAUGUACAUCAGCACUGUGAUUCCAUUGAGAGAGAGCAGCGCAGUGUGUCCAGUUCACAGCGUUCAUGUGGAAAACAAACAUGGACAUUGAUACCUGAAGGCUUGCUUAAUGCAAAAAUAUCCCCUGAAUUUACUACAUCGGUGAGAAACGUAAGACUUUAUCCAGCAACUGGUCUUGGGUCUGCCUUUGGGACAUCACAGUCUAAAGUUCAGUGCUAUAAUGCUAUGGGGGACAAUAAGACACAGCCACAUGAAACAUCAGUCAGAACUUUUAAAUCCUUUUCUUUGGUUGAUCCCCAAGUUUCAAAUAGUCACUGUUCCCGUCAGCCUAUAGGAGAGACUAAUCCUUUGAUAGGUUCUUUACUUCAGGAGCGACAGGAAGUUAUAGCAAGAAUUGCUCAGCACUUGAUUCACUGUGAUCCAUCUACUUCACGUGUUACUGGAUGUCCAUUCAACAUGCAUGAAACCAGUUCAGUUACUUCAAAAGUUUUUUGGAAUAUGUAUGAAGAUGAAGGCUUGCUGAAAAAAGGCAAGGAAACAUCCUCUGUUUCUACUGCUAACACAGAUAUUAUGUUAUCAGAAGACUGCAGUGAAGACCAGACAAGAGCAAUACCAGAGAUCCCAUUGGUUGAUUCCCAUGUUCCUAUGAACCACUGUUCUCGUCAGUCCAUAGGAGAGACUAAUCCUUUGAUAGGUUCUUUACUUCUGGAGCGACAGGAGGUUAUAGCAAGGAUUGCCCAACACUUGAUUCACUGUGAUCCAGCUACUUCACACAUUACUGGGCGUCCACUCAAUGUACAUGAAAGCAGUUCAAUCACUUCAAAAGUUUUUCAAAGUUCACAUGAAGAUGAAAACUUGUUGAAGAAAGGCAAGGAAACGUCCUCUAUUUCUUUCUCUAAGUCUGACAUUACCUUAAAGGACAGCAGUAAAGUAAAGACCAGAACACCUGAUACCCCUCUGACAUCUUGUAGACUUGAUGGUGAAUUGAAGGCUUCUCCAAAGCCCCAAGCAAGAAGAAAACUGAUUCUAGCAAAACCCAGUGAAGUUGUCCAAAACACAUUUCAGCAGACUCCAACUAAAACUACCAAUUCGUUUACUAGCAUAAAUAUAUCGUGUAGCAAAGAAAAUAAAUCUGAACUGCCAGAUAAACUGGAAACAAUACUUUCUGGUUGUCCACAUAAAGACCAAAUGACCAACAAAGGCAUUGGUAAACAGUGUUCAAAUUUCAAUACCACUGAUGAACAGAUUUGCAAAAAUAAACUUAAAGAAAGAACAAUCACGAGUGAGAAUAGUCAUGGAGACUGUUUAAUCAAUCCACAGUUAGAUAAAUCCAAAAUACUUGAAGGUACAAAAAAAGCGACACUAAUGCAGGCAUCUAAUAUUUUGCACAAAAAUGAGUUUAAGUGUUUAGGUAAAGAUUCAAAAAAACCAAAUAUAUGUGAGCAAAAUACCCAACUUGUUAGUAUUGAAAAUUAUUUAAAUAAAGAUCAUGACAAUUUCAAAUGCAAAAAUAAGCAAGAUAAACUGAAAACUGCACAUGAUGAGAAUGAAGACCCAAUUGACUAUGAAUUUCAAAGCAAUUCCCAGAAGAAAUCUGUAGACGACUAUUUGGCUAGGUGUGAACGACUGAAGAAUGCAGAUGUGCUGAGAAUACCACCACUCAAGCAUUCAAGUAUAUGGCGGAAACACAAUUUUCACUCUAUGGAUGGGACUGUAACCAAGGCUUUCCAUCCUCGAACUGGAUUGCCUCUACUUUCAAGUCCUGUUCCUCAGAGAAAAACACAAUCUGGGUGCUUUGAUCUGGACUCAUCUUUGCUGCGAUUGAAAUGUUUGUCUACAAGAAGUCCACAGCAAUGUAUAAACACAGACAGUGACCCAGAAGGCCAUGGGAAACCAUUUCUGAGUUCCAGUGCUCCACCCAUAACAAGUCUUAGCCUUCUAGGAAACUUUGAGGAGUCUGUCUUGAACUAUCGUUUAGAUCCUCUAGGCAUUGUUGAUGGCUUCACUGCUGAGGUGGGAGCAAGUGGAGUCUUCUGCCCCACCCACAUGACUCUUCCAGUCGAAGUGUCAUUCUACAGUGUUUCAGAUGAUAAUGCACCCUCUCCCUAUAUGGGUGUGAUUACUUUAGAAUCCCUUGGUAAAAGGGGUUAUCGGGUACCUCCUUCAGGAACCAUACAAGUGACCUUAUUUAACCCUAAUAAGACUGUGGUGAAAAUGUUUGUGGUGAUCUAUGACUUACGAGGGAUGCCAGCCAAUCAUCAAACAUUCCUACGGCAAAGGACUUUUUCUAUUCCUGUGAGACGAGAAGUAAAGAGAAGUAUCAAUAAAGAAAACAUUCGGCAGACUGAAGAAAGGCUACUACGCUACCUCAUACAUCUGAGGUUCCAGAGUUCCAAAUCUGGAAAGAUCUACCUCCACAGAGAUGUAAGGCUCCUGUUCUCUCGGAAAUCAAUGGAAGUUGAUAGUGGUGCUGCGUAUGAACUCAAAUCUUACACUGAAUCUCCAACAAACCCUCAGUUUUCACCAAGAUGUUAGCAAGCAGUGAAAAUCAGAGUAUUAAUUGAAUUACCAGAUUACUGUUUACAAGCAAAACUUUGGCAUGGAAUACAGUGUAAAAUGAAAUAUGUAAAGAAAUGAAAGUAGUGCUCAAGUGAGAGUCAAUACUCUUCUGUGAUCCUGGACCAGUUUUUGUAAAAGGUUUCUGGAAUGAGCUGUGUGUAUUCCAAGUAGACUGGAAACAAAUACUUAAAUCUAAUCUUUUUGUACUGUUUAAAACCACUUCAUUGGAUGUGUUGCAAUAGCAAAUUCCCAAGUUAGUUUAGUGUUUACACCUUUUAUUUUAUUUUAUUUUAUUUUUCAGUUAUUUAAUAUUUAAUGUUUCAUUUAAUACUCAAGUGAUGUUUGUCUUUAGUGUUCUAAUGUAGCACAAAUCCUAUGUAAAAUCAUAUUAUGUAUUUUUGACAUUAAUAUUGAAAUCUGAAAUAUAUACAGAAGUCUUUAAUUCUGCGUGAUGUGUUUUUAAGUGAUAUUCAUUUAAGUUAUUGAAAAUUAGGAUGAAAUUUUGAACUUCUAUAACAUUAUCAUACUAUGCAAGCAUGUGGUUUUCCUUGUUUUCACUCUCUAAUUUUAGUGACACCCCAUUCUCAUUGCUUCCCACACACAAAUCCUUUUAUAACACAUGCAGCCAUAAUACAGAAUGUGUUUCUUUAGCUACUCACUAGUUCAAAUCAUUGACCCAGUUCAUAUUUUGCUCCUUUAAUUUUUUUGUUUCCCCCGAGUGGAUGCUCUACUAAGAACAUUUCUGGUUCUGUUCUAGUUAAUAUAAAAAUGUCACACAAAAUUACUAUUCUAUACCUGAUUUUCUCAAUUGUUUAAAAAUGUACCGUGAAAACAAAUUAGUACUUAUAUCUUAAAUAUAUGCAAAAACUAUUAAACUUGUAGUUUGAUUUUAUUUUUAGAUGAGGAUUUUCAUGUAAGCUUAAAAGUAUAUUUGAUAGAUUUUUCCAUUUAGGCCACUAGGUGGCUACAUAAAGUUGUAUAUUGUAUUGCAUUAGCAAAUACUUGUAAACACACAACUAAUCACAUGAAAUACUCUCCAGUACAUGUGUAUUCCUGAAACGAAACACUUUCCCAGAUUAGUCAUCAUUUUAUUUGUUUUCAUGAAAAUAAGCUUUCAAUGUCUCAAAAUAAUAUUUACAUAACAGAAGUACAGUAAGUGUUAGACUGAUGUGUAACUGAGCUAGUGAGAAGCUAUCAUUUUUCCCUUGCUUGCCUUCACCCUGAAGUUGUAUAACUAAAUGUUCUCGUUUUUAUUAAUGUUGAAUAUUAAUCCUUACAGUAUUUGGCAAAAGUUUUUAGAUGUUAAUUGCUCAAUGAAUCUGAUCACCACUGUACCACACAGCUUCUUUGACAUCAUUAGUGGUAGAAAAAGGACAUUUUAGUGUUUGUUAGGAGCAUAGUUCCAAUGCACAAUAAACACUUGGGAGAAAGGAAGUCUUUAUUAAACUUCCAGACCCUUCAAUUAAGAUAAGAACUUGCCUGAGACCCUAUAGAAGCCCUCCAAUACACCUUGCCUGAGACCCUGUAGAAGCCCUCCAGUAAAACCAAGGGAGACUAUACUUUCCUGAUAUUUCACACAUUUUCAGCUGUCUUAGAGCUACGGUGGUGCACAGCUUGCAGAAUCUAAUUUUUAUAACCUUGGCAGGAUUUUUUUUUCUGUUAUAAUAGUGUCUUGAAGAUUAAAACUAAACUUCUUUCUAGAGAUGUGAGAAAAGCUGUACAAAAUCACAUUCUAGCUACAGCUUCCAGUCAUGUGCAAAUAGUGUAAAGGAAGUUGUGGAAAGGUUCCCUGUUAGUAGCAAAAACUUCAGGUGCUGGAGCUGUACUGUGUACAUAACUACUUUCUGGGAUAGUAAUGAGAAUGUGUCCUAUUUUCUCUGUAUCUGCUGUUCAGGUAUAGAGUAUGUUUCAGAGGAGUUAGUGUACGACAUGUCAUGAAGCAUAAAUUCCACAUGAGUCCAACAAUUCUGCUUGUGCAUACAAUAUUUUAUUCUUUUUAUACUUGUGUAACUUUUUGUUUAUGCUGCGAAGUAUAGAACUGAAAUUCACCAACUGUGCUUGCGUCACUGCAUGUACCAGUAGCAUAGUAAAAAUACCAGAGUCCAACUCACAUUAGCUUCCACAGUUGCAUUUUCAGAAAUGAUGAAUUAUAUCUCUUAAAGUUUGCUAACGUAAUCAAGGCAUCAAUCAUUAAAUAUCUUUUUCACAUUGUCUCUCUCUGGAAGUAAAAGAUCACAGGUAGUAGGGCCUUUUUCAAAAAUGGAAAACUAUCUGCUGCUUCAAGCUCUUUUACAUAAUUUACAAUAAACACUGCAUGCUUAUAUA